Molecule: messenger RNA, 3466 nt
Organism: Toxotes jaculatrix (banded archerfish)
Lineage: Eukaryota; Metazoa; Chordata; Actinopteri; Toxotidae
Gene: usp45
Product: ubiquitin specific peptidase 45
Exons: 18
Coding region: 289-2724 (811 amino acids)
Biological process (GO): protein deubiquitination
Molecular function (GO): zinc ion binding; cysteine-type deubiquitinase activity
Source: RefSeq, a predicted model, not a curated record
UCACAUGUUGGCUAGCGUUGCCAGUUGAUGCUACCGAAAGCUUGACAAAAUUUAGAAAGUCAAAAACGAAGAGUUAUUGAGACACCAUUGUGUUGUUGCGGGCACCUUCUUUUGAGAUGCCGUAAUAUCUCCGUGUAUCGUUGGAUGAAACAUACCUGUUAAUGUUUUAUUUAUUCUGACAGGCUAAUGUAGCUAGCCUGUUUGCUAGCCAGGAAGAUUUGACAUCCACUGUUGGCUUCAGGUUAGCUAACACAGUCAACACAGGAGCUGAAAUAUAGAGAGCUCCAGAUGCGGCUAAAAGACCCUUUCUCUUUGAAAGCCGCCGAUAUGACUAAGCGGACUAAUAAACCAAGGAAACCUCGAGAUGAAGAGUCAUCAGAUGAAGUCAGCGGGUUGACUUGCCAGCAUGUGAGUAAGGCAGUGGACCUGAGCUCAGUGAAGAAGUCAGUCCUCUCUAGCGUGUGGUUGGUGUGCUCUGAGUGCCUAAAGGAGAGGACCAUGAUCGAUGGAGAGCCAGCAGCAUCACAUGACAUCCUGGUGUGCUUAAAGUGUGGUUUCCAGGGCUGUAACCAGUCGGGGAUCCAGCACGCUGUCAAGCACUAUCAAGCUUUUCAUCCGGAGUCUCACUGCAUCACCAUUAGCUUGAGCACAUGGAAGGCCUGGUGUUUUGAAUGUAAUGAGGAGCUCUCCACUCACUGCAACAAGAAGGCUUUGGCUCAGUCCCUGGACUUUUUACAAAAGCACUCUGUCAAGGCAACAUCAGCAGCAUCACCCAAGUUCAUCAAACUGCGAGAGGAGCCAUCAGAUUAUACUGAGUUACCCAGAGGCAAGAGUCCAGUCAUCAACAGCACCCUGGUUCCUGUCAAAGGCAUCAAUAACCUUGGUAACACCUGCUUCUUCAACGCUGUUAUGCAGAACUUAUCCCAGACACACAUGCUCAUUGACCUUAUCCAGGAAGUGAAGGAGAAAGGGUACAAACUGAGGAUCUGCCCCCCUGUCGAGGCCAAUCUGAGUCAGUUGACGGUAACACUGCCCAGUCCAGAGCCCUUGACUGCGGCCAUGUUUCUCUUCCUUCAGAGCAUGAAAGAACCAGGGAAAGGCCCAGUUAAUCCCAAGAUCCUUUUCAAUCAGCUCUGCCAAAAAGCUCCACGCUUUAAGGGCUACCAACAACAAGACAGCCAGGAGCUUCUGCACUAUUUAUUGGACUCCAUCCGAGUAGAAGAAACUAAAAGGGUGAAAGCAGGCAUUCUCAAGGCUUUCAACAAUCCCACAGAGAAGACAGCAGAUGAGGAGACCAAACGCCAAGUCAAAGCAUACGGGAAGGAAGGUGUGAAAAUGAACUUCGUUGACCGCAUCUUUGUAGGCGAGCUGACCAACACAAUUAUGUGUGAAGAGUGUGAGCAUAUCUCCACUGUGAAGGAGGCUUUCAUAGACAUCUCUUUACCCAUCAUAGAGGAGAGGAUGUCAAAACCUACCAAUCCUAGUAGGCUGAGCAAAGGCAGCAGGGAGCAGGACGCCCACAUGGCUCACACUGACCAGGUUCUGCCUGCAGUGCACUCUGUCAACCGAAACACCAGGAAGCUGGGUGGACAGAAACAACAGAGCAGGAGGGCAUCAGGCUCUGUGGAGGAGAAGGGAGCAGGCUGCAGUGCGGAGCGACCAGAGGAGGAGGGGGUAGCUGGUGGAUCAGCUCGUGGUGUCACAGUCUGCAAGAUGGCCACUGCCGGCAGCCUAUCAGACGGCAGUGAAAGAGACUCAGGUGCUCAGGACAGCAGUAACGACGCUGACAGUGAGGCCUCAGAGAGUGAGUGGGCCCCACGCACCUUCUCCUCCAGCCACGGGCACGGGCACAUGUCCACCCCAUCGUCCACUUCCACCCUCACUCCAUCCCCUACGCCCGUCUCUGCCUCCUCCCCCUCGUCGUCAUCCUCCACAAGGCAAGGCGGCGCUGUAGAGCAGCUAAUUACUGCAGUGUCUAAAGUCAACCUGGGCUUCAGUGGGACUGGGGACUGCUCACCUUCCACGCAUUGUUCGCCGGAGGAGCAAGGAGAAACACAGUCACGAGAGAACCUCCACCAUCAGCACCACCAGGGAGCCUUCCAGGCGCUGUCCCACAGUUACACACCCAGCUCCAAGGAGUGCUCCAUCCAGUCCUGCCUCCACCAGUUCACCUCUGUGGAACUGCUGAUGGGCAACAACAAGCUUCUGUGUGAGAGCUGCACUGAACGCAGACAGAAACAGCUGCGCAAGAGCAGCUCAGCUGACAAGAAGACGGAGAAGAUUUACACCAGUGCCAGGAAGCAAAUGCUGAUAUCCUCGCUGCCUCCAGUCAUCACAUUGCAUCUUAAACGCUUCCACCAGGCAGGGAUGAACCUACGAAAGGUGAACCGCCAUGUCGACUUUCCUCUGAUCUUGGAUCUGGCUCCAUUCUGUUCAGCAUCCUGCAAGAACCUUGCAGCCGGUGAGCGUGUCCUCUACAGCCUGUAUGGGAUUGUCGAGCAUAGCGGCUCAAUGCGGGGGGGUCACUACACUGCGUAUGUAAAAGUGCGCACCCCCCAGAGGAAAACAGAACCACACCACAGGAACCUGUCAGGGGCGAGGGAGGCCAGUGGCAGCUCCCAGGGCCAGUGGGUGUAUGUCAGCGAUACCACUGUUCAGACAGUACCAGAGUCACGGGUACUCAACUCUCAGGCAUACCUGCUCUUUUACGAGGAAAUGCUGUAAAGUGACCAGUAAAAGUAGUUUUCCCUAGAAAUCUGUUUUGCUCUGUAUUGUUUGUACAGCCUGUACUCCUCUUACUGUAUCCGUGAGUGGAUGAAGGGAAGAAAAGGGAAAGACUUCACUGUACACUCACGUCUGUUACAGGAGAGGAAUGGCCAUUGUGCCAUUUCUGCACAAACUCUAAAUCUCAAAUUGGCACUUUUAAAUAUUUUAGAUAUAUAAAAUAUUAACAUCAGAUUUUUUUUUGCUUUGGUAUAGCCCUGAUUUGCAUACAUGUUUCUAUUAUAAAAAAUCCUACCCUUUAAAAAGAGGUUGGGCAAAGAGAGUGUUAUUGAAGCUGAGCUGUUCUAAAUUUAUGGUCUGUCUCUGUCACGGUCACGUGUCUGAGAUAUAAACUGCAUGAAGGAGUUUGCUACAGUAACUAACAGGAAAUAAGCAGAAUUGUUGCAUGCUAAACUGUGCUCAGCACUGACCAGUUGAUGUCAGUAGUGUGUGUGUGUAUGAAUGUGUGUGUGUGUGCAUACACACAUGAAUGAGUGAGUGAGUGAGAGACAGGAGAAUGUAGUUUUAAGGUGCUGUGUGUACCAUUUUCACAUCAGUAAACGACUGCCAGAUUAAAUCGGGACAGCUGGUGUGAUUAACGUAAAAACUCAGGACCAUCAUAAAGAAGUCUGGCUCCUCCGUCAGCAAUGUGAAAAAGAUUUCACAUUGUGUGGCACUGGCUCUGAUUUGGUGAGAAAUGUGC